AUGAACUUGGAUGAGGCAGCCUGUGAGGUGCCAAGGUCCGUCGACAACCAUACAGCCAUCUUUUGGAGAUUGCCUUCUAAAACCGGAACAGCAGGUUCGGCGCUGAAUCAUGCAAUCAAUGUGGUGAAUUCCACUCUGGAAAUGAAGGCUCCUAUGUCUUUUAAAUUGGGGUAUACCCACAACCCUUCUUGGAGAUGGGACAACGAUUUGUACGGCUACAAACAUGACAUGGCCUACAAGUUCCAAGCUAUGCUGGUGUUGUGCAUUUCCACAGAACCGCAUUCUGCAGCCAUGAUGGAAGCUGCCCUGAUAUCCUACUUCAAAAGCACUCCUGGAUGCCAGAAUGUCAAAGCCGGCGGUGACAACGUGAAGAUGGAUACCAUGGCCUCGGCCGCAUGCAGCUCUGCAGUCCGGGCGGCCAAGGCCGUGGUAGAAGAGGUUCCGGCUGCAGCACACAGCUCCAUAGGCCGUGUGGCAGCAAUCUCAGAAAGCCACGCGGAGAGGGAUAUGCACCGUGUUGCGAGCGCAUGUGGUGUCACGCUACCUGUGGAGAUGUCACACAUUGCAGCAGCCGAAGGGGAGCGAAUCCCUUUCUUCAGUAUUUCCUCUUGGUUUCGUUUCCUGCUCAGAUUCAACCUCUGGCAUGUUAUCUCUGGUGUGAGCUCCCCGGAUAUGAGCGCUUGCUGCAGAAAGUGGGGUGUGUUCUGGGAGAGAUUUAGAAUAGUCUGUGGGGGGCAUCCGGUUUUUGCGCGAGGCAAAGCUGCCCUUCAACGUACCUGUGCAAUGAUAUUACAUGGAGACGAAGGCAGGUCUCUAAAGAAGACCCAGCUGAUGGUUUUGGCGCUGCACUCGAUCAUGGGCUUCGGCUCACGUGUAGAGUCUGAUGAAGCAGCCCAUCCGGACCGCCAGGAGCUGAAUAUGCAAGUACAUACAUGGGCCUCACGGUACCUGCUCGCAGUCCUCCCCAGGUUCAUGUAUGAUGACCGGCGUGAUGGAAACUUUCAAACUGUGCUUGCGGAGAUCUCACGUGAUGGGAACCACCUUUUCGAAGAAGGGAUCUUGGGCCCCGACAACCAGGUUUAUUAUGUUUGCAUACUGUACGUAAUCGGCGACUGGCCCCAGCAGCAAAAGAUGUUCAAUUACCAGAGAAGUUUCAGUAACUCUGCAAAGGCAUCUUCGUCAAGACAGGCUCUGAAAGGAAUCUGUCACCAUUGUCUUGCAGAUGUUGCUGGAUACCCGUUCGAGGAUUUUAAGUCUGCCGAACCACGAUGGCGUUCAACCGUGGACACCGUGCCUGCCUAUGAUGAAGAGCCUGUUCUGAUGCAGCUGCCCCACGACCCGGCCAAACCUUCUUCGUUUGCUGCCCCUGACUUGUUCCAUGGGUGGCAUCUUGGAAUCGGGAAAAUCUUCGUAUCAUCAUGUUUAGUUUUGCUCCUACACUUGUUUCCGGCGAAUUCCGUGGUGGCGAGUUUCCAAGCCAUGCAGGACGCGUUCUUUGAGUUUUGCAAGAACGCACAUCUUCAUCCGCAUAUCCGCAAGUUGAAUCGAGACACCCUGAACUGGCCGUAUGCUACAACAUUUCCUACUGGUGGUUGGAGCAAGGGUCACACGACACUGUGCUUGAUGAGGUUUUUCAUACAUCAUUGUCAGAACAAUAUGGAUGCCGUCGGAACUGACCCAUUGUUGGAAAAAGCUCUUGAGGCAGCCCUGGAGAUUCACUUAUGUCUCACGAAGCUCUACAAGGAGGGCUUGUGGGUCUUUCGACCCAAAGCUCGAGAAAUAUACUUGCAUGGUUUCCGGUUCCUCGAGUUGUUUGGCGAACUGGCUCAUGAUUCGUUUGAGGUAUCUCGACCGCUUUUUUCGCUGAUGCCGAAUCUACAUCGUAUUCACCAUAUCUUCUUCCACAUGGCAGACCAGGUAAGAGCGGGGGCCACUUGGGUCCUCUCACCUCUUACCUGGUCCUGCCAGGUUGAGGAGGAUUUUGUGGGGCGUCCAUCACGGGUGAGUCGACGGGUAAGCCCUAGAUUGACAAUGCGGCGCACGCUUCAAAGAUGCAUGCAAGCUGCUUACGCCAAGUACGUAGAAUACGGCUACUUGCGCCCUGCCCCACAAACACAUUAG
Symbiodinium pilosum is the source of this 2121-nucleotide messenger RNA. The record is from the annotation of a GenBank genome assembly. NCBI's taxonomy places the organism in Eukaryota, Dinophyceae, Suessiales, Symbiodiniaceae.